AUGCCCCGUGCCGGGCAGCAGCCCGGCUGGGGGCCCGCCGGCACCACGACCCAGUGCCAAAGGGGACCAUGGCAGUGGGGGCAGGCGGCACCCACCGGGGUCACCACGCUGCUGAGAAUCAAUCUCUGCCGGCGAUCUGGGCCACAGGGAGGAGGAAACGGAGUCGGGAAAACAGGAAACCUCGGCCUGGCGCCCGCGGCGGAGGGCAAAGGCGGGCAGGGCACGGGGGGGCAGGCAGCGGGGUUCGGGACCCCCUGCUACUGGGCAUCCCGCUCGGCCCCCCUCCACCCGCUGGGCGGCACGACCCACCACACGUCCCCUCCCGAGAUUCCGCAUCUCGUCUACGUGUGCUGCGCCCCGGAGACGCUGCGGGAGCUGAUGCUGCAGGCAGGGCGCGAGGGGCUGACCCACGGCGACUACGCCUUCUUCUACAUCGACAUCUUCGGGGCCAGCCUGCAGGGCAGCCGCUUCCCCGAGCCGCAGCGACGGGGGAGGGGGGGGGCCCGCCACGACGCCAGCGCCCGGCAAGCCUUCGAGGCCGUCACCAUCAUCACCUACAAGGAGCCCGAAAACCCCGAGUACCGGCCUUUCCUGGUGCGGCUGAAGGAGGAGGCGCUCGCCCACUUCAACUUCUCCAUGAAGGACGGCUUGAUGAACUUCAUCGCGGCUGCCUUCCACGACGGGGUGCUGCUCUACGCCCAGGCCGUCAAUGAGACGCUGGAGCGGGGCGGCUCCAUCACCAACGCCUCCGCCAUCACCCGCCAGAUGUGGAACCGCACCUUCUACGGUGUCACCGGCUUCCUGAAGAUCGACGAGAACGGGGACCGGGAGAGCGACUACUCCCUGUGGGACAUGGACCCCGCGCAGGGGGACUUCCAGGUGAGCCCCGGCGUGGGGGCAGCCGCCAGCCUGUCCACCCUGGAGGUCCUGUUCCUCCUGGUCAGCCUGAUCCUCCUGGCCAUCACCGUCACCUCCUUCUUCAUCUACAGGAAGCUGCAGCUGGAGAAGGAGCUGGCGGCCGAGCUGUGGCGUAUCCGCUGGGAGGACGUGCAGAUGAGCAGCCUGGAGAAACACCUCCGGAGCGCCGGCAGCAAGCUCACCCUCUCCCUGAGGGGCUCCAACUACGGCUCGUUGAUGACGGCAGAGGGGCAGUUCCAGGUCUACGCCAAGACGGCAUAUUACAAGGGCAACCUCGUGGCCGUGAAGCACCUCAACCGCAAGCGCAUCGAGCUGACGCGCAAGGUCUUGUUCGAGCUGAAGCACAUGCGGGAUGUCCAAAACGAGCAUCUGACCCGCUUCAUCGGCGCCUGCACCGACCCCCCGAACAUCUGCAUCCUGACCGAGUACUGCCCGCGCGGGAGCCUCCAGGACAUCUUGGAGAACGAGAGCAUCACGCUGGACUGGAUGUUCCGCUAUUCCCUCACCCAUGACAUCGUCAAGGGGAUGCAGUUCCUGCACAACGGGGUGAUCGUCUCCCACGGGAACCUCAAGUCCUCCAACUGCGUGGUGGACAGCCGCUUCGUGCUGAAGAUCACAGACUACGGGCUGGAGAGCUUCCGCGUGGCCCCCGACGGCGAGGACUCCCACGCGCUCUUCGCCAGUGAGCACCCUGCCCAUCCNNNGCUGCUGCGGAUGGAGUCGCCGCCGGCCCGUGGCACGCAGAAGGGCGACGUUUACAGCUUCGGCAUCAUCCUGCAAGAGAUCGCCCUGCGCAACGGCGUCUUCUACAUGGAGGGGCUGGACCUGAGCCCUAAAGAGAUCAUCGAGCGGGUGAAGAGUGGGGAGCGCCCCAGCUUCCGCCCCUCGGCCAAUGUGGGAUGCCACAUGGAGGAGCUGGGCCAGCUGAUGCAGCACUGCUGGGCCGAGGACGUCCUGGAGCGCCCCGACUUCAACCAGAUCAAGGUCCAACUCCGCAAGUUCAACAGGGAGAGCAGCAGCAACAUCCUGGACAACCUGCUGUCGCGCAUGGAGCAGUACGCCAACAACCUGGAGGAGCUGGUGGAGGAGCGAACCCAAGCCUACCUGGAGGAGAAGCGCAAGGCUGAGGCUCUUCUCUACCAGAUCCUGCCCCACUCGGUGGCGGAGCAGCUGAAGCGGGGGGAGACGGUGCAGGCGGAGGCCUUCGACAGCGUCACCAUCUACUUCAGCGACAUCGUGGGCUUCACGGCGCUGUCGGCCGAGAGCACCCCCAUGCAGGUGGUGACGCUGCUCAACGACCUCUACACCUGCUUCGACGCCAUCAUCGACAACUUCGACGUCUACAAGGUGGAGACGAUCGGGGACGCCUACAUGGUGGUGUCGGGGCUGCCGGUGCGCAAUGGGAAGCUGCACGCCCGCGAGGUGGCCCGCAUGGCCCUGGCGCUGCUGGACGCCGUCCGCUCCUUCCGCAUCCGCCACCGGCCGCAGCAGCAGCUGAAGCUGCGCAUCGGCAUCCACACGGGCCCCAAAUGA
Messenger RNA from Aptenodytes forsteri (emperor penguin), 2451 nucleotides. It is a transcript of the gene NPR1, whose product is annotated as natriuretic peptide receptor 1. The record is from RefSeq and is a predicted model, not a curated record. Gene Ontology annotation, biological process: intracellular signal transduction; receptor guanylyl cyclase signaling pathway; cGMP biosynthetic process. Gene Ontology annotation, cellular component: membrane. NCBI's taxonomy places the organism in Eukaryota, Metazoa, Chordata, Aves, Sphenisciformes, Spheniscidae. Gene Ontology annotation, molecular function: guanylate cyclase activity; peptide receptor activity; ATP binding.